AUGGCAGACCCGCCAGAACGAGGCACUCGUCGAAACGCGAAUGGACCGGUUUGGUCUCUUCAAGGUGGCUUGCUCGGUUGGGGGGCUGCCGCAGCUGCAUGCGUUCACUCUCUCAUGACCACGAGGUCUCUCGCUGAAUGGAGUCAAGGUGUCGAGUCUCUGCUGCUUGCCUGGCUUCUCCUGACCUUCUCCAGCUACCUCGUCAUGGAAGGCUCAAUGCGGCUUUUCAUCGGCAAGCUCCGAGUCUUCGAACGCAACCGAGCGAAAGAAAAAAUUGCUGAAAAGACAGUGCAAGCUGUGAUGCUCGUGGUGGCAAUCGCGUACGACGUCCGAGAGGCCCUCUACUGGCUUAUCUGGCUGACACCUCCAGUGUUUCUUGCGGCGUCGCUUCGGGUGAUCAAAGACCGACUGAACAAUCCCGUUCCGACAGACGCGCGCUCCGGCAGUCCAACAUGCUCUUUCUUUCUCUACUCGAUGGCGAUUCUCUGGGUUACGUUUUCCUGGCUCUUUCUGGGCGCAAGUGUAGUCUUUCACGACGUCCACGCGAAAACCAAGCUCGUCCUUCUUUACGAUGCGGUGGCACUCUCCCUUGCGUGCAUCACGGUGCAGCUUUCUCUCCUCGUCAGUCCUUCUCACCACUUGUACUGGUCCGCCGUCAUGGUGAGCACGCAGUUCAUGCGCAUCACCACUGGAGUCCUCCUGAUUCUUCAGCAGUUUUUCGUGUGGCAGCAGGGAGCAAGCGGCCUUCUGCACGUUGCAGAUCUUCUUCUCUUCAUGCGCAUGAAGAAUGCGUUCGGCCUCAUUCACCAAGCUAGUCAGGCUUUGCGGAAUCACCUCCUCGUUUGUCGAACUUUGGGAAGCGUCUUGCCAGAUGCAGGGAGCGACGAAGCUGGAGAUGGCGAAACGGAUUCGGAUCGAUUCUUCUGUGUCAUUUGUCGAGAGAGUCGCCGAAGAGGCGAAGGCUUCAAACGCCUCCCCUGCAGCCACAGCUUCCAUUUCGCCUGUCUCCAGCAGUGGCUCACGGCCAGUUCAAACAUCAUCUGCCCCGUCUGCCGAGCCCCAGCUCUUCCUUCCCGAACUUCUGCCUCAACAGCUCGGACGGAAGGUGGACAGACAGGCAUCCAAAACCGCACACAAGCCGCCGAAGAAUCAACUUCUUCUUCAUCCGCUUCUUCUUCCUCUUCUUCCUCCUCUUCUUCCUCUUCUUCCUCCUCUUCUUCCUCUUCUUCUUCCUCUUCUUCCUCCUCUUCUUCCUCUUCUCCCUCCUCUUCUUCCUCUUCUUCCUCCUCUUCUUCGUCUUCUUCCUCCUCUUCUUCGUCUUCGUCUUCCUCUUCUUCUCCACGACACACGUUUGUAGCUGCAAGUAGUUCAAGCGCUCACCCAGGCGAAGGCCGUUCUUGUUUGCCAGCUGUCUCCAAUAGUUUCGCUUCUGAUGUGGGGACGCUUCAGUCGGCUGUCGGCGUCUCUCUUUCCUCUGCUGACGGCGCCUCCGCAGCUUCGUCUCCUGCACUCGAUUCUUCUUCUGAGUCUCCCAUCUCAUCGGUCUCGACUCCCCAGUCGUCCGCGGCUUCUCACAGCUGCGUCUCCGUUUCUACAGGCUCUGCCUCCUCGUCCUCUUCCGCGUUGCUCUCUGGAACUCAUGAGUCUCCUCUUCUUGCCACCCUCACUGUGCCAAGGUCACCUCUUGCGCAAUCCGUCGAGCGGGUGCCGUCUUUUUCCUCUUCCUCUUCUCCUUCUGCCUCCUCAUCUUCUUCUUCCUCUUCUCCUUCUCCCUCUUCUUCUCCUUCUUGCUCUUCUUCUCCCUCUUCUUCUCCUUCCUCUUCUUCCUCUUCCUCUUCUUCUUCCUCUUCUUCUCCCUCUUCUUCUCCUUCCUCUUCUUCUUCUCCCUCUUCUUCUCCUUCCUCUUCUUCCUCUUCCUCUUCUUCUCCCUCUUCUUCCUCUUCCUCUUCUUCUCCUUCUUCCUCUUCUUCCUCCUCAUCUUCCUCUUCUUCCUCUUUUUCCUUUUCGUCUUCUGUGCCCUCGACUUUGUCUGGAGCUGCUGCUGCAGCUUCUGUGAUCGCUGCUGCAGCUGCAGAGGCGGCUUCGGGGCGAGCUCGACGAGAUGAGGGCGCUACGGAGCUCGUCGAAGAUUCGGACGACGACGACUUCGAUGAGCCAUACACACCGCUCGUCGUCAUCUUGGCCCUGCCGUCGACAGAUCCGCAAACAGUCUCUGCAGCGGCUGACCUCUUCAACUCCUUUUCGCCUCUCCCUGCCUCCGUGAUUCAGUCCGCUAUGGCGCCGUACUUGCGCCAGGCAGCCGCCCGAGCUGGGUCUCCCGGCGCCGGAGACGCUGGUUCCUUCGUUAUCUCCGCUGCGCGGGAGGAGUCGGAGACAGGCAUCGCCUCGGCGCGCGAAGGCCUUCCUGCGCAGGCUCCCCCGGACGCUCCUGCGCCCUCAGCCGGAGGCGCAUGUCGCGAUUCUUCGGCUACCUCACUGACCGAGGGAGACAGACGGGGAGAUCGAGAAGAGACGGAGGAACGGAGAGAGGCGCCGGUGUCCCCUCCCGCGUCUGCUCCGCCGCGAACCGACGAAGAGAUCGCUGCAGCGGUCGCGGUUGAAAUGUUGGCUGAAGAAUCUGUGGCGCUCGCGUCAGAGCCUUCCAUCGCAGCUGCGACUCUCUGGGGCAUGACUCAGGCUGCCGCCCUCAACCUCUCUCCCAUCGCCGCCUUCCACCUCGAAAUUCCAGACUUCUUACUCACUGUUGGAGGGCACCAAGUCCCAGGGUUCAUUGGUCGACUCAUCGAACGCGGUCUCCGCUGUGUCAUCGACAUGAUGGGCAUUCGAGCAAUCCCUUUGCCUCCAAUUCCGCGUAUUGCGGCAGUGCCCAUCCUUGCCACUGACGCUCCACAUGAUGCCUCCGCAGUUCCACCGCCUUCGUCUGAACAAGCGUCUGUUUCUAGCUCUUCUUCGCCCUCUGCCAGUUCGUUCCUCUCCACUCUUUCCUCGCCUUCGGCGUCGCUAACUUCCUCUUCUUCAUCCUCUGCUCUUUCCUCUUCCUCGUAUUCCUCCUCUUCCCUUGCUUCUGCGCCUUUGUCGGAUCUUAUCUGUUCGUCGGUUCCAUGUGCCUCCUCGACCUCUUGUCGAGACCAGUGUAGAGAACUGCAGGCGGCGGAAAGGCUUCUUUUGUCUCCUGGAGAAAGAGAAGAAUCGGUCGAGCGAGCAGGCGAGGUGGACGGGGCGGCCGAGAAGCAUGCAGUUUCAGAGUGUGCGUCGUCCGAGGGGGAUGCCACUGCUAAAAAAAGUGAAGGCGGCCGAGGCGAGAAGGAUCGCGACUGCGACAUUUCUUCGACGCCACAGACGAGACUGCACGACGAGAAAGUCAAGUCAAACAGUCGCGAAGAGUUAGAGGGCUACCAGAAAACGACGGCCGACCCGGGUGUUUCUCCCGAGAAACCGGAAGAAAUACGGUUUCCGGAAGAGACAAAGUCCAACUUUUCUUUACAGUUUUCGGUCUCGGCUCCGGCAGAGGAAGAAGAAGGGAGACAGCGGCAAGAGGAGAAGAAAGGGGUGGUUUCUUUGUCCUCUUAGAGGACACACUGGCAGCUAGUCCCGAUCUCCAUUUGACUCUGUUCCGGUUGUUUUCAGAGAAACUGAGAUGUAAUCUUUAAGAAAGGAGUGAAACUGACGUUUGGUCGGGAAAUCUCUGGACCAUGUUCGGGGAGCACUUCUCGAGAACGAUUCAAAAGGCGAGAGCUGCUGAAUUUGCGUGGCGUUGCUGAAAAUCGGCAACAGUGGAAUCUCAGAAUGCAUGCAGGGGAGCAGUGUUGACACACGCCUGGAAGGAAGGAACGAAGAGGAACGUUUACCAAAGUAUACGUGAUGUAAUUCAACUACGUAAAAGAACUGCAAAUUCUUGCGUUCUCUGUUCGGAUUUGAGUGUAUCCCUUCCUAUAAGUAAACGUUUAAAGG
This is a messenger RNA of Toxoplasma gondii ME49, 3951 nucleotides long. Its product is annotated as zinc finger, C3HC4 type (RING finger) domain-containing protein. Gene Ontology annotation, biological process: regulation of transcription by RNA polymerase II. The record is from RefSeq and is a predicted model, not a curated record. The transcript is spliced from 11 exons. Bases 1 to 3570 code for a protein of 1189 amino acids. Gene Ontology annotation, molecular function: RNA polymerase II transcription regulatory region sequence-specific DNA binding; zinc ion binding; DNA-binding transcription factor activity, RNA polymerase II-specific. Lineage: Eukaryota; Apicomplexa; Conoidasida; Eucoccidiorida; Sarcocystidae.